Messenger RNA from Symbiodinium sp. CCMP2592, 5760 nucleotides. NCBI's taxonomy places the organism in Eukaryota, Dinophyceae, Suessiales, Symbiodiniaceae. The record is from the annotation of a GenBank genome assembly.
AUGGCAACAUCACUCACAAGGAUCGUUUUGGCGGACAUCGAGGCAAGCGACCUCUGUCCCAGGGAGCAUGAGCUUGGGACGUGUGGCUUGGUGGCCUUGCAGACCCUGGUGGAUGGGCUACCGUAUGGCAGGCCCUCACAGAGCCAAAGAAGCUUCCCAGGGCCACGCUGGCCUUCAUUCACCCUCCAGACUCCCAGUUUCUAUCCAGGCAACUCCGAACUUACGAUCAUGCUGGUGGAUGCCGACCCCCUUCAACCGCGUGUAGGAGCUCCCUUCUGUUUCGGUUAUGUGCGGCUCAAAGAGGAUCUUGCACCGUUGGCCUACCAGCACCGGCUCUCCUUCCGGCAAAGUCUUGAAGGGGCUCCUGGCCGAUACGGGGUGCUGAGCUUUCAGGUUUGCAGUGUCGCCGUCGGCCCAGGUCCGCUACCGCUGCCCGAAGAUGCGGAGUUGCCCGACCUGUCCCACCCUUUGGACUGGUGUGGAGUGUUACGUUUUUCUCCGGAGAUCAGGGAUAUGCCUCGAGGCCACUGCGGUUUGUGGACCCUUGAAGCCGCUGCAGGACCGCCUGAUGACCGAGGGCGGUUGUGCCCUUCCAGCAGUUUCGUGAGCUGGCACGUGCAAGAGGAGGAGGAAGCGGGACAUCAUCGUAAGUGGAUGCAUUGGCGACAUCAACAGCUGUUCGUGGUGGAAAGAGAUCUCCUCUUCAGCAUUCGUGCGACAUGUCAGGAGGCGGGCUGGGAAGGAAGCUGCAUCCAACGCCUUUCGAAGAUGAGGGGCCCAAGAGGGCCAUGCAACAUGUUUACGGAGGCACAUCCAGACCCGGUACUGCUCAAGAUGCCCGGCACAGAAGUCUCCGUCGCCAUGCACCUCCGCUUCUUUCCUGCAGAGUUCCUCAGACCGCGGUCGCGUGCCGGUGGCAUUAGCAUUCGCAUUACCCUGUUAGCAGCGCCACCCAUCUUGCAGCUGCCGGUCGCGUUAAGCGUGCCUUCCGGUUGCUUCUCCUUGUCCGGAGACAAUGCAAAGGACACGAUCUUCCACAUCUGUCGCAUUGGGGAUUGCACGGAGGUUUGCCUUUCAGACCCUCUUCGGAUAGUGGGCCGAUCUGUGUGGAAAGUUUCAGAAAUCGGCAGAGACCGAGAGGGAACUACCUCGGAUGACUUGCGGCCCGACCCGGACUGUCUUGUGGAUAUCCUAGCGCUGCGGCUGCGGGCCGGCGACGACAAGGUUCUCACGCUGCCCUUGGGAGACCAUACGAUUGUGCUGCGAUUGUGCUUGAGAAUGCUCCACGUGGAUGUUGCCCGACCUGUCUUGGGCGUAUGCGUUCCAAUGCAAGGGGCCGAACCCGUGGAGGUGCAUGGUGGACACGGCUUUGGGCAUUCGGGGCAUGGUGAGGUCGUUGGAAUCUUCGUGCAUGCGUUGGCAGUGCACUCGCCUCAGGUGACCUGUUGUUUGCUCUGUGCGGGUCCUGAAGCGGCCUCGGUUUUUUAUCCUUUGCCACACGUUGGAGGCAAAGUAUUUGUGCCAGCACAGCCAGACGGCCGCGGCAAGGUGAACAUCCUCGCAUUCCUGCCAGAAUUCGGCUGUCAUGCUGCAGCACAGACAGCUGUUGGUGAUGGUUGCCUGCAGCUUCACUGGCGUUUCUCGGAUGGUCGGGCAACAGUUGUUGCUGCUGCCUUGGUGACCUUCGCGCGCUGGCCGGCUGAGGGAUGCUUUUCAGCCGCUCACAUUCGCCUUCGCGUCCUUCGGACUCAGAUCCCAGAGCAAGCGUUACCUCACUUGGCUCCGUUGACCUUCUCUGUUGCGGGGGGCUCGUUCGAGUGGAGCGGGGAGGACGGCAUGCCCCACGACACCGUGUUGUCCCUGGCUGGGCCAUUCGGCGAGCCCGGAGCUUUAGAGGUGCGCAGUGGUCAAGCCAUGUCGACUCUGGUGUUCCUGCCAGAGCUGAUGUCCGCACAAGCCGGCCCGGGCUGCGCGGGCCAUCCGAUGUCCACCCAAGCGGCAGAUCGGAACCAGGCGGCCGAAAGACAGGAGCGCCCAAAGCACAAGAAGAAGUUGGCUUUCGAUGAAGGGCAAGGGGCGCUGGUUGCCGCCUCUUCCGACAGCGAGGAUUCACAGAGCAGCAGCCGAAGCGCGACUUCCAGCCAGGAAGCCGAGACUGACGGCACAGUGCCGUCCCAGCUGCAAAUUGCUUCCAAGGCUGAGGCCGGCGCCAGCCAAGCCACUUUGUCACUUCCCACUCUGGUCGAGAAGGAGCAAGGUGGUUCCUGUGCAUUCUUCUUUCUGCCCGUUCGGAUGCAGCAACUCGUCGAAGGGCCCGUGCAAUCCUCGGAUGCUACCUUCAAAAGGCUUUCCAAAGGGACCGACGCCCAGACGAACGGCGGGGUCAUCUUGCUUCAGCAGGUUUCCGUCAUUGUAAAUCUGGCAGACGCACAUGCGGAUAGCACGUGCCAGGGCGUUUGGGAUCCCGUCCCUGCCGUCUCCUUGGCAGCUAGCGGUAGUCCUGGAGUGGCGGCACGAUCCCACUGCAAGGCAAGCCCGAAGAGCCGGCAAGGCGUUGCCGCCUCUUGGUCUCCAGUCCCAGAGCUUGGCCGUCAGAGCCCGCCACACAUCCUUCGCGCCAAGUUCGUCGUCCAGAGCGAGCUGGAGUUAGAUCUCAAUCUUGAGUUGCGAUUCUGUUGUACAGCUUGCAACCGAGCCCUGACGCUUACCGCGCGUGGGAAAGUACAUGUGUCCACUUUAUGGCGACCCUUUGACGUUCACUUGUCUUUUGAAUCCGGCAGUGGUGCACCUGCAGCAGGAUCCCGGGGCGCCGCCUUUGCUCGUGUCAUCCUUUGCCCCUCCAUGCUUUGCAACCCCACAGCGGGCUUGCUGACACUUGAAGUGCUUCCUCAAUACCCUGGAGGACCAGGGGUGGCAGAGCUGCUGGAAGCCUCGGAAGUGCAAGAUGAAGCACACGCUAUCCACGACAAACCUGCUGGCCUGCGGCUGCUCUUGGACACUGAUGGCAGUCCUGCGCUGAUGCUGGACGGAAGGAUCCAGGAUCCGGCGGCAGGGCCUCGGCAACAGCUUUGCGUCGAGGUAUCUUCGAAAGAUACAAUGCAGAAUGUCCUGCUUGAGAUGCAGGCCCUCUCCGGUGCUCGGCGGAUGUUGGUUUCUGUUUGCCUGGCGGCCCUCGGGCCUCUGGGAGAUGUCCCUGUGUUGGUUCACCACCUUCAUUUUGGAUCGAGGUGCGGACUGGCUCUCCUGGCGACUUUCGAAGCUCGCAGACACCAGGUCGAGUUGCGGGACUCCGAGGCGUUGAAACCUCUGUUGCCGCCUCCCAUUGUUGAGUCCAAGACGUUCUCCGGAGACACUGACAAGGAGCAGAAAAGCCGCAGGCUGGCCGAAGGCCUCCGUCAGCUGCCCCGACCCCGGGCUUUCGUCCCACGCCCCGCUCGCCAGCAAGCAGAGCAGAUCGGCCGCAGGCGAAGCAACUCGGUGGAGCGUGUGGUCUCGCACCCCUUCCUGCUCGGUUACCACUGGUACAGCGGUGCAAUGUCGAUCUUGGAGCUGCGCCGGGGAACAUCGGAGAUUGCAGCACUCGGCAAGGCCGCGGUGGCGAAGCUCCAAGCCUUGCACAGCCAAGAGUUGCAGCCGGGUAUCGUCACAUACAAUGCGCUGCUGCAUGCCUUGGACAAGGGCUCGCAGGCGGCAGGAAGCUUGGAGCUCUUUGCUUCCCUGCCUUCCUUGCAGCUGCAGCCAGACAUGGUGACCCUCUGCACAGCCGCCACCUCCAGCAGCCGAGGGCUUCAAUGGAGCUCGGCCCUGCAGAUUCUCGCUCGGGGAGGUCAACAAGGACUGCAGGCGAACACCUUCACAGGCAACGCAGCGAUGAGCGCCCUGGAGCGCGGAAGCAACUGGCAGCUGGCAGCCUCAAUGCUUUUCCAGGCUGUGGAAAGUGGCCCGCAGCCGGACCGCAUUUCAUUCAACACUGUCAUCACAGCCCUCGGGCGCAGCAGUGAAUGGCAAGCAGCCUUACGGCUUCUGGAGGACUUCAAGUCCCAAGAGCUGGAGCCGGGUGCCAUAUCGUUCAAUGCUUCCAUCGCAGCAUGUGCAGGCACCGGCGAUGAUGCAGAUGCCAGUCAGUGGCAUUUGGCGCUGUACCUGCUGAGGAGAGGGCAGAGCUUCAUUGUGGACUUUCCAAAGUUGGAAGCCUGCUCUUCCUUGCUGAGCGCAUGUGGCAGGGCGGGCCGCUGGCAAGCAGCACUCCAAGCAUUUACCGGGAUGUACUACUGGGGCCCGCGACCAGAUGUCGCUGCGUGUGGGGCACUGCUGGAUUCCUUUGCUCGGGCCGGGCUUUGGGAGCAAGCAUUGCAUCUUCUUCACAGGAUGAGCCUCAGCCUCAGCCGCUCUCUCGCCCUUCCAGAGCCGGACAUGGCAGCAUACACUGCGGUCAUGAGCGCAUGCGCUGUGGCCUUCAAGUGGGAGCAUGCCGUGUCUUGUCUGCAAGAUAUGCAUCAUCGGCUCGUCAGGGUCAGCGUGGCCGCGUACAACGCGGCAGCAUUGGCAUGCGAACGAGCAGUCCAAGUUCGGCCACUUGUUGACCUCAUGAACGGUAUGAAGACGGGUCGACUGCAAGCGGAUGCUAUCACCUAUCUAGCUUUGACCAGCGCGUUAGGCAAAGGACAGCAGUGGCAACAGGCCCUGGGAGCCCUUCACAGCUUGGGCUGCUUAACCGUGCAGCCGUCGAGGAAUCUGGUCAACAGUGCAAUCACUGCAUGUGAGAAGGGGCAUGCCUGGCUUUCAGCAGUGUCAGUUUUUCGAGAGCUGCACCGCUUAACUAUCCAGCCAACCGUAGUCUCCAGCAGUGCAGCAAUCACUGCAGCAGCCGCUCAACAGGAAUGGAAACCGGCAGUCCGUUUGCUUGACGACAUGAGCUCCUGGCAAGUGCAGCCUGACGAGAUUGCGUGGAAUUCGAUGCUGGAUGCAUCCGAGCUUUCAUCGCAAUGGACCCUGGCGUGCGAGCUGCUAGCCAGGAUGGCGUUAUCCAUCAGUACUUUGGCACUGCUGGCCGCAAGCGGUGCCUCCGAAGGCGCGGAGCACUCGAAGGCUCUGAUGCCUCUCCUUGCACAACUGAGAAGCCAGUGCAAAAAGGACUUGAUGCACGAAUCACAGCGACGGAACGUUCGAGCUCAGGAAGAGCCCAGCAGCUUGUCGCAUGUGUUAGAGGCACACGAGGUGCUGGCUGCCCAUGGCGCGGCCUCUUCCGAGCUUCAGCUGGGAGUGGCCACGGCAAUAUUCCGGCCCUGCUUGAUAUCUUUGCGGAGCCUAUGCGACUACGGUGCCCGGUCUCCAGAAGCAACGUCGCAACUCUGGGAGCCUGUGCUGGAAAGGCAGUUCAGCCUAGGCGUUGUCUUCACCCGCCUCGCCCUGGACAAUGUCGCCAUGGCGGAACGGCCACAAGGGUGCAGCUGGUCAAGUUGGUCCAGCACAGCGGCGCAUGCGUCGAGGUACGUCUCCCGCCAGCUUUCCGAUGACAAGACGCCCUCGGCAGAGAGCUUGGCCGGAUGGUUGGCUUCUUCCUUGGUGAUGCGAGAGGGGAGAACAUGGAGAAAGAUCAAAGGCCUCGUCCUCGGAUAUGGCGGCGACUCCGAUGAAGUGGGGCCGCUACGGCCCGUUUUCGUGCAACAUGACAGAUCCAGGCACGCAGAGAGGCUGGCGCUCAAGCAACUCGUCACAUCAGUCGCGAAGUGGCGUGGCAUUUGUGGCAGUGCCAGUUGA